UCGUGCGUCCUGUCGCUUCGUCUGACUCGUCGCGGAGCAUCGGGUGCCAAGGCUGUACUCGUUGGACGCAGCGCACUCUGAGCGCACGCCGGUUUUCCUUUUCUUCUUCUUCUCCUUUUUAAGAAAAAAAAAUCCCGGGUUUAAGCAGGGGUCUGCCAAAGUUUUCUUUACCAAACGGGGAAUAUUUCUUGGAGAUCAAAAUGACCUGAGAGGUGUAGUGCAAUCAGCAGCUCUGGUUAAAGGCGGCAAGGGGGCGGCUGAGCGCCAGCGCCGUGCGUAACACCGUCGGAGCAGGUGGAUGGAGAGGCUGGCAGGAUGCAGCUUUCCAGCAGGUCAGAGCCGCUUUGGACCAGGUGGAUUCCGUAUUCUCCGCUGAGAGACGACUUGUCAUUAUGGACGUGAUAUGAGGAGGAAGUUUUCUGUUUAAGAAUCCAUCUUGUUCUUUUGCUGUCGCUGUCCUGCUGGGAUGUGAUAACUGUGGGUCAUUAUACAUGAAAAUCCCCUGUCAUCCCAAUCCCCAAAGUCCCAGACCCUUAAAUCACAAAUCCUCCAAUUCCCAGUACCCCCGGCUCUUUUAUCUAAGAACGAACUCCCUGAAGUCCCUUUAACCAUAUCUCUACAGCCUUGGGUAGUAAAAUAAAUGCUUUGAAGCAUGUGAUUCAGAUCCAUUAAAAUUACCAUCACUAUACUCCUUGACUCCUCCUGUGAUCACACCUUCAUCCCUCACCUUUUAACCAGCAUUAGACACUUAGAACCCUGUGAUAGUUGAAAAUCCUCUCAGCCAUCAUGGCCUUGGAUCCGUGGCCCUUCCUCUCAGCUUCCCCCAACAUCUCCAUCCCCGAGCCCCUCCUGUAUGACAGCUACAUCCAAGGGAAUGAGUCCGAAUACCAGAACAUCACCGAGACCAGGGAGCCUCAUCAAGACAAGACCAGUUCAGUGGUCAUCACCUUCAUCUACUUCAUGGUGUGUGCCGUGGGAUUGUGCGGCAACACCCUGGUCAUCUAUGUGAUCCUCCGAUACGCCAAAAUGAAGACGGUGACCAACAUCUACAUCCUGAACCUGGCAGUGGCAGAUGUUCUGUGCAUGAUGAGCUUGCCGUUCAUCGCCCUGCAGCUGGCGCUGGUCCACUGGCCCUUUGGAGAGGCUCUGUGCAGGGUGAUCAUGACUGUAGACUCUCUUAACCAGUUCACCAGCAUCUUCUGCCUGAUGGUCAUGAGCAUCGAUCGAUACCUGGCUGUGGUCCACCCUAUUAAGUCCACAAAAUGGCGGAAGCCGAGGGUAGCCAAACUAAUCAACUUCACAGUAUGGGGUGUGUCGCUGUUAGUCAUCCUACCAACGAUGAUCUUCAGUGGGCUGGACAAAGUGCCAGUAUGUGGCAUCGUGUGGCCAGAGCCCCAGGAUGUCUAUUACACAGCCUUCAUAUUCUACACCUUCUUCAUUGGAUUCUUCCUCCCGCUGGCAGUAAUAUGUCUGUGCUACCUGCUCAUUAUAGUCAAGGUGAAAUCUUCUGGCAUGCGUGUGGGUUCCACAAAGCGCAAGCGUUCAGAGCGUAAGGUGACGAGGAUGGUGUCCAUCGUGGUGGCCGUGUUCGUCCUCUGCUGGCUGCCUUUCUACAUCUUCAAUGUCACCUCCGUCACCAGCUCCAUCAACCCCACCUCCGCAGUGAAGAGCACGUUUGACUUCGUGGUGGUGCUUGGCUACGCCAACAGCUGCGCCAACCCCAUCCUGUAUGCCUUCCUGUCGGACAACUUCAAGAAGAGCUUUCAGAACGUUCUCUGCCUGAAAAAGGUGGCGGGCCUGGACGAGAUCGAGCGCAGCGACAGCAGGGCGGACAGGAGCAGGAUGGUGAAUGAAGCCGUGAUCAUCAACGCCAACCUAGAGACUCACAAUGCUGCCCUGCUGAAUGGCGAGCUGCAGACCAGCAUCUGAAGACGAAGCAGCUGUGGUUUGGCCCUGGGAGGCUUGAGAGCAGUCUGAAGGGCUGCCAGUGCACUGCUAGUGACCCCGGCUCAAAGAUGCGGGGGCAGGAGUGUGAUGUAAUAGCUGCUCAUGGACAUGAGCAAAGUCUAAAUGAAAAAUAAACAAUUUCUUAAGGGAGUGAGGGAAAGUACACUGACUCCAGCUCGAAACUCCUGAUAACUGGGUUAAUGAGGCAACUUGAGCUGUUUAACCCUGAGGCGGAGCAAACAUGUAUUUUGACUGAAGUUAUUUUCAAUCACAUACUGGCAAGUGGUGUUGAAAUUAAAUGUUAUUAAAAGUGCUGUUUGUGCUAGCCAGCUUGUGGCUUCUAUCGAGUCAUCUUAAGUGAUCCUGACUAAACCAAAAUCGAAACAAGAUGCAGGAUCUGAGAGAGGGCCACUGUGGAUCCAGUAAAGAACUUCACCACUGGUAGAUGGAGGUCUGGGGGAUUGAGCACCAUCCAUUUUCUACUUGAUGGAUUUUUUUUUCCUGAAAGAUAAAAGGGUUCGGCAUUGAUUUUUCUGAAUAUGGAAAUACUGCUGAAGAAGUAGACCCAACAUUUCACUGGAAAAAGGCACAGCACAGUGUUUCUCUCGAGACGUUCAGAGAUAAAAAUCUGAAACUACAACCCAAAGAUGAAUAAUUUCACAGUCAUAUUUUAUUCAUGCCAGAUGAUUAGUCUUGUCUUACAUGAUCAGGCCAACAAAAAGGCAAAGCCCUUCUAUUUACCAAGAAAGAGAGGAUGCGCUCUUCCCUUUCUGGUUGGCCUUUUCACUAGAGAAGCUGCAUUGAUCUGUGAACUCUUGAAUUUAACAUUUUGGAUUAUUGAUUAGAAUGAAGGAUGGCAAAUCAUCUCUGCAGAAGCUCUAACCUUGCUCCUUCACAGCAGAGUGACUUUGUAUAUAGGAAACCUUUUCUGUCAGAGUCUUGGGGAGACAUGGAUGAGUCAAAUCAAAAUGAAUUUUAAAGGCAAACUCUGUUGUAACAGUCUGUAUUGUUGAGAUAUACAUUGAGUUUGUGAAAAUCACCAUAGUACUUUAUAAUGUGUCCUGAUCUAUACAAUAGUUGCCCUUGGUGCUGUUGUAAAGAGCCCACAUCUACUUGUAAAUUGCUGUUGAAAUGAGACCCUCAGAUUCACGUUUGAUUCAGUCAGUGCUGUGCUCGCAAAGAGGCCUAACAAUCAGAAGAAAACGUGUCAUGCAGUCAAACUCGGAGGGAGAUGUAGAGAGUAGGAUAUCAAAAGAACUCAAUCUUGUAUUGUAUCCACUGAGAAUACAAGAGACAGGAAGAGAGCUACUAGGUGUUUGUGUGUGGGUGAGUGAGAAGGAGAGAGACAACUUGAAACAUCUCUAUAUAAUCAUUUCAGAAUCCUUUUCAAUUCCAGCCAAAGAAGACCAUUUUGGAAGUUUGUCGCUCUCGGCAGUGAUGGCUUAGAAUGGCUUGAAAAUGUACAUAGAGAUAGAUCAAACACACAGUUUAUGUGCCGUAUUUUCCUUUCCGUAUUUUGCUUAAAGGUGUGUUUUAGCGAUUUUCUUUUGCACUUUCAUUAAGUUGCAUUGGUAUGUUUUCAAAGGAAUUGUCAGAUUGAAAGCUGCAGGAGCAAAGAUACACAGUCUCCAAAAACAAUCCAUUUCCCAACAUGCAACUGGAUAGCAUCUUUAAUCAAACCCUUCCUGUUUGGUUAAUGUCCUUGUCUUUCUAAUUCUGCAACAUUUGUAACAUAUACUAUAUAUAUACUGUGUAUUAAAGUGUUGGCAACAUCCA
Molecule: messenger RNA, 3723 nt
Organism: Amphiprion ocellaris (clown anemonefish)
Lineage: Eukaryota; Metazoa; Chordata; Actinopteri; Pomacentridae
Product: somatostatin receptor type 2-like
Exons: 4
Coding region: 787-1929 (380 amino acids)
Biological process (GO): neuropeptide signaling pathway; cellular response to estradiol stimulus; cellular response to glucocorticoid stimulus
Cellular component (GO): membrane; neuron projection
Molecular function (GO): neuropeptide binding; somatostatin receptor activity
Source: RefSeq, a predicted model, not a curated record